Molecule: messenger RNA, 1371 nt
Organism: Cuscuta campestris
Lineage: Eukaryota; Viridiplantae; Streptophyta; Magnoliopsida; Solanales; Convolvulaceae
Source: the annotation of a GenBank genome assembly
GAUAGUGAAGAGGAAUGAGAAGCUCGUUAAGAUAAAGAAAGGAAAAUGUUAGGGGUACUUCAAAAGUGUACCCCAAACAUCCCCACCCUCUCCAUCACCACACAAAAAAAGCAUAUGACACCCAACAAUAUUUAGGAUCAGACAAGAGAACGAAUUAUUCAACCCGGUUGGAUCCACUGAUCUGAUCAGACAAGAGAACGAAUCUAACUGAGAAUCUCUCGUCGUUGCAGAUCCUCUAGGUCCAGUCUCAGGAUUAUCUUGGUUCUUGUUUGGGUGUUCGGAUAAAUGCUAAAAGUUCAAAACUUUUAUAUAGUAUAGUUCUGGAAAAUAUAAGUGGAAGCAGUUUCUCCUUGCACAUCACAGGUCUGAGACUUCUUGGAAUAGUUCAAUGACCCAUUCCGGCACUGGUGUCAUCCUAAACAACAAUUUCUCCGAAGGGCUGAAUUAUUGGCACCACAACUGCUGUGAAGCCUUUGUGGUUCCAGCAGGUGUGCAAAAUUAUGUUGUCGUUACAAACCGAAAGGAGAGCUGGCAAGGCUUGGAGCAAGAUAUUACAAACCGAGUUUCUAUAGGUUCCACCUAUACAUUUAAUGCUUCUGUUGGAGUCUCAGGAGCAAUUUCAGGGUUUGAUGAUGUCCAGGCCACACUGAAACUAGAGUAUGAGAAUUUAGCUACUAGCUAUGUAUUCAUUGGAAGAAAAUCUGUUUCUAAAGAUUGCUGGGAGGAAUUGGAAGGCACAUUUUCACUGUCUAGUAUGCCUGCUCGGGUUGUAUUUUAUUUGGAAGGACCUUUACCUGGGGUAGACCUACUCAUAAAAUCAGUUGUGAUUACCUGUUCUGCUUCCAAAGAUUGUGAAAGUUCCGGCAUGCAAUCUCUCUCUGCUCAAGAGGAGAUCAUACAGAACCCCAUAUUUGAAGGUGGUCUGAAUAACUGGUCAGGGAGAGGGUGCAAGAUUGUUCUGCACGAUUCUAUGGAGGAUGGGAACGUCCGUCCAGUGUAUGGGAAUUUUUUUGCACGUGCAACAGAACGGUCACAGAGUUGGCAUGGAAUUCAGCAAGAGAUUACAGGGAGAGUACUUCGAAAGCGUGCCUAUGAGGUUCAUGCUACAGUUCGCAUUUAUGGUAGCAAUGUCACGGGUGCAACUGUUCAGGCUACAAUGUGGGUCCAGGCGGCUGAUCUUCGUGAAGAAUACAUAGCCAUUGCCACAUCAAAAUGAGGGGAUACUACCUGCACAAAAUGAUGUUGGUGCUGAAGAGGAGGAUGAAGAGAUGGUAUAUGUUCCGUCACAGCGUUCAAAUUUUGGUGACUUCAUAGUAUCCUAUAUAUAAUAAUUACGUAGUACUAUUACGAGCUCUAUUUGCACUUAUUGUU